ACUGGUGCCGAAGCGAGAGAGCGGCUGGGUGGCCGCGGCGCGGCGGGAUCGUCUCUACGCUCCUCGCGCUGCCCGCUGCGCCCCUGCUCUUCCCGCCGACCAGUGCCCGCCCGCCCGCUCCUUGCCCCUCCGCAGCGCACCGACUCGCCGCCGGACGGGGGAUGCGCACCCCGCCCGCCUCCGGGGGUCAGCGAGGUGCCAGGCCCUCCCUUUGCUGAUGGCGAGCUUCUGCCCAGGGACCCCGGCUUCUUUCCCGAGGACGAGGAGGAGGCUAUGACACUGGCCCCACCCGAGGGCCCCCCAGAGUCCGACAUGGACAGCCCCAUGGAGAGCACGCAGAGCCUGGAGGGGUCGGUGGGGAGUCCCCCCGAGGAGAAGGACAGAGGACUUGGGGGCCUCUUCCUGCCAGAGGACAAGUCCCUGGGCCACGCGCCAUCCAUGACCACAUCGGACCUCUCCACACACUCCACCACCUCGCUUAUCAGCAAUGAGGAGCAGUUUGAAGACUACGGGGAGGGGGACGAUGUGGACUGUGCCCCCAGCAGCCCCUGCCCCGACGAUGAGACCAGGACCAACGUUUACUCAGACCUGGGAUCUUCAGUGUCUUCCAGCGCGGGGCAGACCCCCAGGAAAAUGCGGCAUACCUACAACAGCGAACUGCUGGAUGUGUACUGCUCUCAGUGCUGCAAGAAGAUCAACCUGCUGAAUGACCUGGAAGCCCGACUGAAAAACCUAAAGGCCAACAGCCCUAACAGGAAGAUCUCCAGCACGGCCUUUGGACGGCAGCUCAUGCACAGCAGCAACUUCAGUAGCAGUGACGGCAGCACCGAGGACCUGUUCCGAGACAGCAUCGACUCCUGUGACAAUGACAUCACAGAGAAGGUGAGCUUCCUGGAAAAAAAGGUGACAGAACUGGAGAAUGACAGCCUGACCAACGGCGACCUGAAGAGCAAGCUGAAGCAGGAGAACACACAGCUUGUGCACAGGGUGCACGAGCUGGAGGAGAUGGUGAAGGACCAGGAGACUAUGGCCGAGCAGGCCCUGGAGGAGGAGGCGCGGCGACACCGCGAGGCCUACAGCAAGCUGGAGAGAGAGAAGAGCACGGAGAUCGAGCUGCUCAACACCAGAGUGCAGCAGUUAGAGGAGGAAAACACUGAGCUCAGGACAACAGUGACCCGGCUCAAGUCACAGACCGAGAAGCUCGAUGAGGAGCGGCAGCGCAUGUGUGACCGGCUGGAGGACACCAGCCUGCGGCUCAAAGACGAGACGGACCUGUACAAGCGCGUGAUGGACAAGCUGCGGCAGAACCGCCUCGAGUUCCAGAAGGAACGGGAGGCCACGCAGGAGCUCAUCGAGGACUUGCGGAAGGAGCUGGAGCACCUGCAGAUGUACAAGCUGGACUGCGAGCGGCCAGGCCGGGGGCGCAGCUCAUCGUCUGGCCUGGGCGAGUUCAACGCCAGGGCCCGCGAGGUGGAGCUGGAGCACGAGAUCAAGCGGCUCAAGCAGGAGAAUCAUAAACUACGGGAUCAGAACGAUGACUUGAAUGGACAGAUCUUGAGCCUCAGCCUCUACGAAGCAAAGAACCUCUUUGCCACGCAGACCAAAGCCCAGUCUCUGGCCGCAGAAAUAGACACGGCCUCUCGAGAUGAGCUCAUGGAAGCCCUAAAGGAACAGGAGGAGAUCAACUUCCGGCUGCGGCAGUACAUGGACAAGAUCAUCCUUGCCAUCCUGGACCACAACCCCUCCAUCCUCGAGAUCAAACACUGAGAUAGGGGCUGGCUGCAGAGCGGCCUCGGGACCCUCAGAGCCCUAGCCCCAGGGACCCAGGCACAGAGCCCACCAGAGGAUGCGGUCCAAGCUGAGCCGCACGCCCACACAUGCACACCCAUGCACACACUGUAAACGUGUCUCUGGUCACCAUG
Molecule: messenger RNA, 1922 nt
Organism: Suricata suricatta (meerkat)
Lineage: Eukaryota; Metazoa; Chordata; Mammalia; Carnivora; Herpestidae
Gene: RAB11FIP4
Product: RAB11 family interacting protein 4
Exons: 13
Coding region: 274-1767 (497 amino acids)
Biological process (GO): regulation of cytokinesis; endocytic recycling
Cellular component (GO): cleavage furrow; recycling endosome membrane; midbody
Source: RefSeq, a predicted model, not a curated record